Messenger RNA from Capra hircus (goat), 1289 nucleotides. RefSeq names its product intercellular adhesion molecule 2-like. The record is from RefSeq and is a predicted model, not a curated record. The coding region runs from base 1 to 819 and encodes 272 amino acids. NCBI's taxonomy places the organism in Eukaryota, Metazoa, Chordata, Mammalia, Artiodactyla, Bovidae. Gene Ontology annotation, biological process: cell-cell adhesion. Gene Ontology annotation, molecular function: integrin binding. Gene Ontology annotation, cellular component: membrane. The transcript is spliced from 4 exons.
AUGUCCCAGCUGGUCUUCAGAGGUGACCCAGUGGACAGCAGAGGGUCUGGUGAGGAGGAGUUCGAGGUACCCAAAGAGCCAAAGCACCGGAUGGUGGGGUCUGGAGAGUUUCAGGUGAUUAAUUGUACUGCCAGUUGUACGGACCCCGAGAAACUUGUUCUGGAGACAGCCCUACACAACACUCUCCUGGAGGGCCAGGCUCAGUGGAAGUUGUUCAAGGUCGUCAACAUCUCCGAGAACGUGGAGCUCAUGUGCAGUUUCACCUGCGGUGGCAGGCAGGAGACGAAAGUUUUCAUCGUCACCGUGUUCUACCCUCCAAAGCAAGUGCUCCUGACACUGUGGCCCACCUCAGUGGCCAUAGGGACACUGUUCACCAUCGAGUGCAGGGUCCCCACCGUGGAGCCCCUCGAAGGCCUCACUGUCACCCUGCUCCGUGGUACUGAGAUCUUGUACAAUCACACCUUUGUGGGGACAGCACCUUCCCCCCAAGAUGCCUUGGUCAGCCAUAACAUCACAGCUCACAGCAAAGACGGCCACCAUAACUUCUCAUGCGAGGCCCAAAUGGACCUGCGCUCUCGCGGCGGUGGCCUCGUCCACAGAGUCUUAGAUCCCCAGAGGCUUGAAGUCAAAGAGCCCGAGCCCAACAACCAGAUGGUGAUCAUCAUCGCGGUCGUGAUAGUGCUGCUGCUCGUGUUUGUGACAUUCGUCUUCCUGUGCUUUGUCUUCAGCCAGAAGUGGCACCGGGGGCGGACAGGUCAUUACCCUGUGCAUAACCGUUGGAGGAGGUGGAUAGGAAGCCACUGGGCACAGCCCCCGUGAGCGGCGCGGACAGUGUCAUGGCGGCCACUGAACUCAGUGUGGCUUCUUAGGCUGGUCCAGGCCUGGGGAGGGACCAUGUGAAGCAGCCUCAAUACAAACACGUGGACUAACCCUGUGCCUUCAUGUCUCCUCCUGGGAAUGGCCAGGAAGGGGAGCCACCAGGCCUGGCUGAACUUCUGUCUCCAAAUGUCUCCUCAGCCUCCCUCCCCCCUCUCCUUCAGAGGCCUUCCUGAGCCCCAGCAAACCCAGACCCUGGUGUGCCCCCAGGCCUAGCCGCCCGGGCACCAGACUCCCAGCCUGAAAGGACCCUGAGUGACUCCUUCCUCCUGAGGGAGGGUGGGGAGACCCGCCCUGGCCCAAAGGGGCAGAGAGACACUCUGUUCCCACGUGGCCCUCCAGGACAUGGCUCUGACUGCUCUCUUCUGCCAACAGAGCCAGCAUCCAGGGGUGAGUGUGGGGGCCCAAUGGCU